CAAUAUCUUGCAUAGUGCAACACAUUGGCAAAGAAAAUAACAUGGUAUCAUAGGAUUCAAAAGGCCGCCGGAGAAAAAAGAGGAGAGAGAGUGUGUGUGUGUGAGUGAAACGAAGAAAGGAAAAUGGAAGCAAUUGUGGUAGACGCAGGAUCGAAGCUUCUCAAGGCAGGCUUCGCCAUUCCCGAUCAACCUCCUUCUGUGAUCAUGCCCACGCAAAUGAAGUGUGUGCCAGAAGAGGAAUCUUCAGAUGAUUCUACGUUGUUAGAGGCAAUUACUGUUGAACCUAUUGUGCGCGGUUAUGUCAGUGAUUGGGAUGCGAUGGAAGAUUUAUUGCACCAUCUUGUGUAUACAAGCCUUGGAUGGGAAAUUGGCAACGAAGGCCAUAUAUUAUUUGCUGAUCCACUAUUAACUCCCAAGGCUGUGAGAGAACGGUUGGUUCAAUUGAUGUUUGAAAAAUUCAAUGUAUCAGGAUUCUAUGCUACAGAGCAAGCUGUAUUAUCACUCUAUGCAGCUGGGCGUAUUUCUGGUUGCUCUGUUGAUAUUGGUCAUGGAAAGAUAGAUAUUGCUCCAGUGAUUGAAGGAGCUGUUCAGCAUAUUGCCUCCAGAAGAUUUGAAAUUGGGGGUGCCGAUCUAACUAAGCUGCUUGUCGAGGAACUUAGGAAGUCUAAUCCACUGGUGAAUCUCCAGAUCCAGGAUGUUGAGAAACUUAAAGAGCAAUAUGCGAGUUGUGCUGAAGAUGAACUUGCCUACGAGAAAAUCCAGCAAUCAUGCCCCAAUGAAGAGCAUAUGCUGCCUGAUGGCCAGGUAAUAACAAUUGGAAAAGAAAGAUAUGCUGUGGGUGAGGCUCUGUUCCAGCCUUCUAUAUUGGGUUUAGAGGCACAUGGUAUUGUUGAGCAGCUUGUUCGUUGUAUAUCAACUGUACCAUCCGAGAAUCACCGACAGCUGCUGGAGAGCACUGUACUAUGUGGUGCCACAGCCUCCAUGACUGGUUUUGAGAGCAGGUUUCAGAAAGAAGCUAAUAUGAGCUCAUCUGCUAUUCAUCCUUCAGUAGUGAAGCCUCCAGAAUACAUGCCAGAGAAUUUGUCUCAGUAUUCGGCAUGGGUAGGUGGUGCAAUACUUGCGAAAGUUGUCUUCCCUCAGAAUCAGCAUGUAACCAAGGCAGACUACGAUGAAAACGGGCCAUCGGUUGUUCACAGGAAAUGUUUCUGACAAAUAUCUCCCGCUUCAGUUUUGGUACCUUGUUUACCCUUGACAAAUAUCAACUAACACUAACAAAGGCAAUAGAGACCCAAGAGUGAUCGGAUUGUUGAGUCAAUUCACAAUGGCAUAUCUAAGUUUAACAUGUAGGGACUUUUGAAGUAUUUCGUGACUAAAUAGGAAAAAAAGUCAUGUACCCUUGAAUCCACGCACUGCGAUGGUUACAUCCGAACUUUUUCGGGAAGAAGAAGUUGGUAAGGAUUGAAUAUCUGUAAGAAGUUAAGCACACAUGUUUCAGUAAUUGGUAGAUGUUAUCUAAGCUAUGUAGAUUGUUUUUAGUCCUUGUGUAUUAAUCAUUUCUUGAGGUGUAAGGUGACAGUAACUUACAUCUCCUAUCAUAUGUUUGCAAUUGAUUUUGUGGCGAAAGAUCUAUUAAAAUUCA
This is a messenger RNA of Beta vulgaris subsp. vulgaris (sugar beet), 1639 nucleotides long. Its product is annotated as actin-related protein 7. The coding region runs from base 124 to 1209 and encodes 361 amino acids. NCBI's taxonomy places the organism in Eukaryota, Viridiplantae, Streptophyta, Magnoliopsida, Caryophyllales, Amaranthaceae. Gene Ontology annotation, biological process: anatomical structure morphogenesis. The transcript is spliced from 7 exons. The record is from RefSeq and is a predicted model, not a curated record. Gene Ontology annotation, cellular component: nucleus.